AUGAAAAAUUCUAAGGGCAAGUUAAGUGGGAUUAUAGGAAAAUGGAGGAAAAGCAGGAAGGGCUAUUUUGUUGUUUAUGCUAAGGAAGGGAAGAGGUUUGUUGUUCCUUUGUACUAUUUGAAUCAUCCAAUAUUCAAAGUUUUGUUACAGAUGGCAGAAGAAGAGUUUGGCACGACAGUUGAUGGACCUCUACAAGUGCCUUGUGAAGAGAAGCUGAUGGACUUCAUUCUCGCUUUGCUAAGGAACAAUUGGCAUUUGGAUGUUGAGAAAGCAUUCGUCUCUUUCAACUCUACUACUGCGUGUAAAGGUGCUCUGAUGUCUUCAACUUAA
This is a messenger RNA of Papaver somniferum (opium poppy), 330 nucleotides long. RefSeq names its product auxin-induced protein 15A-like. Gene Ontology annotation, biological process: response to auxin. NCBI's taxonomy places the organism in Eukaryota, Viridiplantae, Streptophyta, Magnoliopsida, Ranunculales, Papaveraceae. The record is from RefSeq and is a predicted model, not a curated record. Bases 1 to 330 code for a protein of 109 amino acids. The transcript has a single exon.